AUGGAACAGUUGAAAGAUGGCUUCAAAACUGAACGCACCAACUGGGAAACCGAAAAGGCUGCUUUCUUGAAACGGGCUGAAGACGUCGAAGCAGCUCUUAAACCGAUGGAGGAAGAGCUGACUGGGCUGAAACAUCAAGUGAACGUCAUGACAGCUGCAGUUUUUGGUAAUCGUAUUGCUCAUCUAGGCGCAGAUAUACGGAUGAAGUUGAAGGCAUCUUACACAUUGAUUGAGCAACUGUAUACUGCUCUGACCCGGAUCAAUGACGUGGCGGCCAUCCAUCCAUCCAUCCACCCCCUGCCCACCAUCUAUCCCCCUGCCCUCGUCUCCCACCCACCCACCACGAUCCCUUCCCUCCCCUCGCCCUCCCGCAUCGCGCCGCCAUCCACCUCGUCUCCCCGAUCCAGAUGGAGAUCCAAAGCCCUAGCCCACUCUCCCCUGCUCCGCCUCCAUGUCCAUGGCGACGGACGCCUCCCCCCUCCGGCGCGCAAGAGCCCGGGGCCUCAGCCGGCGGCAGAACCCCCUGAAGACAGCGUCCCGCCGCUGCCGGCGGGGUAUAUCUUCAUGUGCAGCGGCGAGACCAAGCCCGAGUGCUUCAGUUACAGGGUGCUGGGUCUGCCGCGGGGGAAGCUGGACGCCGUCUCCCCGAUCAGGCGUGGCGCUGUGCUCUUCCUCUACGACUUCCACGCCAAGUACCUCUACGGGCCCUACCACGCCAAGACGGUGCGCGCGCUGCUGGCGGUGCUCGGCGAGGACGACCGCCGAGAGGGGAUGCGCAGGAUGCCCAAGCGCGUCGCCAAGGCCUUCCGCGACGGCACCCGAGGGAACCAGGCUCUCAAAACCAAGUCAAACUCCGACAGCAAGUCAUUGGUCGAGAUAAGGGGGCGGACGAUGCAAGCGAAGCGGCGAAUCAUCAGAUACCAGGUGAAUAAGAAGCUGCUAGAUUUGAGUGGUAUCGUCACUGUAUUCUUCUGUGGUAUUGUGAUGUCACAUUACACCUGGCAUAACAUGACAGAGAGAGUUACAACAAAAUGCUGGCAUUUGUUCAUGUCGCAAGCUCCAGGAUGAAAAGUGAAGAAGCAUUUAGUUCUAGCUCAUUGGAGCUAGUUAUACUUUUAUAGAUAGUUAUAUUUUGAUAUUUGGCUGUGUUCUUGGUGGUUGUAAACCUGAUGUGAAGUAUGUUCGAUUAUAAACGUGGUGUGAACUAUGUUUGAUUGUAAUGUACCAUAUUUGGUUGUUUGAUCUGUUUGAAGUAUUACUUCUAUUUUUAGUA
Triticum aestivum (bread wheat) is the source of this 1273-nucleotide messenger RNA. RefSeq lists its product as uncharacterized. The coding region runs from base 1 to 1068 and encodes 355 amino acids. The transcript is spliced from 6 exons. NCBI's taxonomy places the organism in Eukaryota, Viridiplantae, Streptophyta, Magnoliopsida, Poales, Poaceae. The record is from RefSeq and is a predicted model, not a curated record.